Messenger RNA from Perognathus longimembris pacificus (Pacific pocket mouse), 1108 nucleotides. RefSeq names its product transmembrane protein 54 (gene Tmem54). The record is from RefSeq and is a predicted model, not a curated record. The transcript has 6 exons. Bases 208 to 876 code for a protein of 222 amino acids. NCBI's taxonomy places the organism in Eukaryota, Metazoa, Chordata, Mammalia, Rodentia, Heteromyidae.
CGGGGACACACCUCCGGGCGUCGGGGCUGGGCGGCCCAGGGGGUGCCGGGAAGGAAGGCUGGCCAGCGCGCGGAGCCCGCCCCGGCGGGAAGUGGGUGCGACGCGCCUCGGCGGGGUGUGCGGGAUGGGAACGGGGUCCCCCGGCGACCCGCAGCCUCGGGAGCCCCACUGACACCGGCCGGCCGCGGCGGCCCGCGUGGGAGCGACAUGUGUCUGCGCGUCGGUGGCCUGGAUGUGGAUGGCUUUCAGAAGGUGCUGAUGAAGACUGGCCUGGUGCUGGUGGUCCUGGGCCACAUGAGCUUCAUCACAGCGGCUGUGUUGCACGGCACCAUGCUGCGCUAUGUGGCAGCCCUGCACGACGCUGUGGCCCUGCAGUACUGCGUGGUCAACAUCCUCGCUGUCACUUCUGCCAUCGUGGUCAUCGCCACGGGCAUCGCAGCUGCCGUGCUGUCCCGCUACCUCCUCAGCCACCCCCUGCGCUGGGCCGUCUUUAGCUCAAGUGUCGCCUGUGCUCUUUUCUCUGUGACCUGCUCCCUUGGCCUCUUGGCCUCGAUUGCUGUGACCUUUGCCACCCAAGGUCGGGCACUACUGGCUGCCUGUACCUUUGGGAACCCUGAACUACUGGUGCUCAAGCCUGACUGCCCCUUUGACCCCACACGCAUUUAUAGCUCCAGCCUGUGCCUCUGGGCCACCUCCCUCGUGUUCUGCGUGGCGGAGAGUGUGUUUGCUGUGCGCGCCGCCCAGCUCACACACCAGCUGCUGGAACUGAAGCCCUGGUGGGGGAAAAGCAGCCACCCUGCAAUGCAGGAGAGCUCAGAGCCUGUGGACAGCCAUGACCUGCUGAGCUGCACCAGCUCCAUGCCACUGACCCUCUGAGGAUUGUCACACUGCCCCGACACUGGGACCUGCAACCAGCCAGCAUGGUGACCAGUGCCCAGGUGGACGGGGAGGCCCAGGUGGGGCUAGGACUCUUGGAGUUGGCCAAGGCAGGCUCAAUGGAUUCCUGGGUACCCGGGAGGGAUUUUCAACCUCCUUCCCCGGCUACCCAGCCCACUGCACUGAAACGAGACUUUAUUGUGAAGUUAUUAAAAAGAACAGAGAUAUGCUC